CUUCACUGCUACUUGGAGGACAGAGUGAAGAAGAUCAGUGAACAUGUCCGGGCUAAGACCAAGAUUCCUGUGCAGGACCAGGUCCUUUUGCUGGGCUCCAAGACCCUAAAGCCCCAGAGGAAGCUGUUGUCUUACGGCAUUGACAAGCAGACGACCAUGCACCUCACUCUGAAGGUGGUGAAGCCCAGGGAUGAGGAGCUGCCCUCGGUUCUGGUGGAGUUACACAAUGAGGGGCAGAGGGUCCUGCUCAGGGCCCAGGUGAAACAGAUGAUAGAGACCAAGACCGCUAUCAUGCCUGGGAAUCAGGUUGUGACUUGCAAUGGCAAGAGGCUGGAAGAUGGGAAGACCAUGGCGGACUAUGGCAUCAGAGGGGACAAUUUACUCUUCCUGACAGCCCACUGCGUUGGGGGCUGAGCUCUCCAGGGAUGGGUGAGAUCAGGAGCAAAAGUGCUUACUGUUGGCUCUUACUCCACCCACAUCCCUUGAUGAUUUCCCAAAUUAACGAGAAAGAGAAAUAGAAAAGGUUAAGGGUGAAGUAGGGAGGAAGACUGCAGAAAACUUUCUAACUCCAUGAUUUUUGUUCUAACAUAAUUGAUUAGUGACUGGAUUGUGCAUAUUACUGAA
Ailuropoda melanoleuca (giant panda) is the source of this 624-nucleotide messenger RNA. RefSeq names its product ubiquitin D. Gene Ontology annotation, biological process: positive regulation of apoptotic process; positive regulation of canonical NF-kappaB signal transduction; protein ubiquitination. NCBI's taxonomy places the organism in Eukaryota, Metazoa, Chordata, Mammalia, Carnivora, Ursidae. Gene Ontology annotation, cellular component: nucleus. The record is from RefSeq and is a predicted model, not a curated record. Gene Ontology annotation, molecular function: proteasome binding; protein binding.